UAUUAUUAAACAUGGCUGCGCCCAUUAAGUACACCGCGGUGGGCCUUUUCCUGGCGAUAAUCGCUGAUUUAUCAGGAUUAGUUCACCUUGAUGAUGAAUUUGAAGGAUCAAGAACAUUAACUCUAGAACACUCUUUUACAUUAGAUGGUAAUGCUGUAUUUAGUAAGAGAGGUACAGUUGUCAUCCGAUCUUUAAAGGGUAAUAAAGCUCAUUUUACUCCAGCUUCAGAUUUUACAAGAGAGGAUAUCAAUUUAUUAAAGAAAACAUCAUCACAGAAAGGUUUAUAUCAGUUACGAGUUCCUGUUAAAGAAGGAAGUCAACAAUAUGUUUCUACAUUCAUUCCAGCGUGCGCAUUAUAUGAAUCAAGUCUUAAUGAUCAGCUGACCAUUAACUUUGACCAAUCAGGUGAAGUUCUGGGUUUAUCUAUCGUCACUACACCAGGUAUUUGUGUGGGUUUGAACGUGCCAGUCUCAAAUUUUUCCGACUGGAAAACAACAGUUGAAGUGAUGCAGACUGUUUCUGGUCCAGUCCCUGAUACUCAGACAUACAUUGAUAAAAUGAAUAGAGAUAAAGUUGAAAAAGAAAAGGGAGGUCAAAGCGAUAACAGAUCAUUUUUUGGAAAAUAUUGGAUGUAUAUAGUACCAGUUGUAAUAUUAAUGAUGAUUGCCACAUCACAAGAUCCCAAUGCGGGCGGAGGAAGAUAGUCGAUAUAUAAUAUAUUUAUAUAUAUGUAAAUUAUUUCUUUCAAAUUUUGAAUGACAACCAGAUGGAAUUUUAAGUGAAGAAUUUUAUAAUAUAGUGUUGAAUGUUCCAGAAGUCCAGUAAUCAUGUUCCUUAUAUUUAAAAGCAACCAAAAAUAAGUGUUGAAAACUUGUUUUUGAAAUAUAUUAGUAAUUUAGGUGAUAGAAAUGAGUUAUCCUUAAGAGUCUAUAUAGAUGGUGGCAUGAAAUCAAUGAAUUCUGGAUAUCCAGAACUAGUCAGAUUUAAUCAAUUUCAAUAAUUUUUGGACCAAUAAGAUAUUUGGAAAUACUACUUUCAUUGUUUUUGGUCUGGAAUAUAUAACCUACACAAUAAAAAAGCACUUUUACCAGAAAAAAGCAUAUUCGUCUGAACAUUUCUAGUAUGGUACCCAGAUCACUAAAUCUUAACAUGUGUUACAGCCUUUCUUAAUGUUUGCAUUACUUAUAUUAAUUUCUUACCAUGAUCUGUAUACGUCAUGGAACUUCAACACUAUCUAAAUGUUAAAACUUCAGGUGUUAACUCUUAUCAAGAUGAACAUUCUAUCUAUAUACUUGCAUUUAUUCUUUAUAUGUUAUGUAGGAGUGGUUGUUCUUAAAAAUUGAAUCAGUUCAUUUUAGAUAUCAUUAGAUGUGAAAUUUAAGAUCUUUGUAUGUUUUUGUAUAGCUCUAAUACUUGUAUAUUUGUCAGAUAUAAUUGUAUAAUUUGAAGGAUUAAUAUUAAUCAUUGAUUUUUGUGAAAAAGUGGAAAUGUGAAUUUGACUGUGUGAAUUUUAUUUAAUAUUGUGUCAUAAUCUUGUUAUUAGUCUGAAAUAGCAGACUCUUUCUAUAUUUUUUUCAAUGGGUAUCUUGGAGAGCUGGAGCCAGGAGAGAGUCAGUACAACAAGGCACUAUUUUUGGUCUGAUUUCAGAUUCCCUUCUGAAACACCAUUGAUCAAAAAGUUAAAUAUUCGCUUUUCCAAACAUGCAUCCUAAACAUUACUAUUACCUUCUCCAAGACAAUAUUACAUGAACGUGUCAGCAGUGCAUGUCCAUUGAUGCCCUGUUUGGAUAAAUAUGCUGCUAGAAAAUCAGAUAUGUAUCGCUGGAAUGGUAAAUGAUUCAGCUUUUAAACAGAGAGCCAAGCUUGCUAGCACCAGAAGAUCUUGGGUUUGCUUCUAGUAUUUCAGGAAUAAAACCUGUGAGAAAAAUCUUAAAAACCUUUUAAGUCUUCUAAUUCUCUCCAGGUUAUUACCGAUCAAAAUAACAAUCACAAAAAAGACAUUAUGGCCUUACCGGUAUUAUUUUCUAUCAUUUGUAUAUUUAACCUGUGUUGGGGUUAUGCUGUUAAAAUUUUCAAAUUAAGGCAAAAAAAGAAGUAAAUUACCACUCUCAUUUGUUUUCUUCUGCAAAUUUUGUAUAUAUAAUGCAUUCUUCUUAGUUUUUGCUUUAAAGAAUAUUUUGUAAAUUAUUGAAAUUAAAUAACAUUUUUAAAAGCAUUUUCAUGUCCAAUAAACAGAAGUAUUUCCUCAACAGUCAAA
Patella vulgata (common limpet) is the source of this 2257-nucleotide messenger RNA. Its product is annotated as ER membrane protein complex subunit 10. Gene Ontology annotation, cellular component: EMC complex. The transcript has 7 exons. Bases 12 to 704 code for a protein of 230 amino acids. The record is from RefSeq and is a predicted model, not a curated record. Lineage: Eukaryota; Metazoa; Mollusca; Gastropoda; Patellidae.